Penicilliopsis zonata CBS 506.65 is the source of this 1259-nucleotide messenger RNA. RefSeq lists its product as hypothetical. The record is from RefSeq and is a predicted model, not a curated record. The transcript has a single exon. Gene Ontology annotation, molecular function: damaged DNA binding; single-stranded DNA binding. The coding region runs from base 143 to 1156 and encodes 337 amino acids. Lineage: Eukaryota; Fungi; Ascomycota; Eurotiomycetes; Eurotiales; Aspergillaceae. Gene Ontology annotation, cellular component: ERCC4-ERCC1 complex; nucleus; nucleotide-excision repair factor 1 complex. Gene Ontology annotation, biological process: meiotic mismatch repair; UV-damage excision repair; nucleotide-excision repair.
UUAGCGGCAGAAAAGAUGGUUUGGCAAGUGGAUCCAGAGCCUGUAAGGGCGGUGAGAGUAACUUCUUAUCUCCAGGACUCGAUAGGAUCUCCAGGGGCGCUUGUUUUCGACAUGAACGAUUUCGUGAAGCUGAACUAGCACGAUGGAUGAAGAGUUUGGUGAGGUCCCAGAAUUUGAAAAUGUGACCCGUGGAGGAGAGAAUACACCUUCAGCGCCGGCCGCUGGAAACCCGCCCUCACAACCACCCAAAGUCCAACAACCCAAACCACAAGCAUUAGCAGCAAAGACCGGUCCCUCAGCAAUUCUUGUGUCUCAUCGGCAGAAAGGCAACCCCAUCCUCAAUCAUGUUAAGCUUUUACCCUGGGAAUAUGAGGAUAUCCCGGCAGACUAUGUGAUCGGCCGCACUACCUGUGCCCUCUUCCUGUCUCUCAAGUACCACCGGCUGCAUCCCGAAUAUAUAUACUCUCGCAUUCGCUCUCUAGGAGGCAAGUACAAUCUUCGUAUUCUUCUGACAAUGGUCGAUAUCCCGAACCACGAGGAUAGCUUGAAAGAGCUUUCCAAGACCUCUAUCGUGAAUAACCUCACUCUCAUACUCUGCUGGUCGGCUCCCGAAGCCGCCCACUAUCUGGAGUUGUUUAAAUCUUCUGAAAACGCGCAACCGACUGCCAUCCGUUCGCAACAGGCCCAGUCUUAUAAAGAGAGCCUAGUCGAGUUUGUAACGACUCCUAGAAGCAUUAACAAAUCCGACGCAGCAAGCCUCAUAUCCACGUUCGGGAGCCUACAGAAUGCUAUCAACGCACAACCGGAACAGAUUAAUACUGUACCUGGCUGGGGAGAGAAGAAGGUCCGGGCAUGGACUCAUGCGGUUCGAGAGGAUUUUCGUAUCGAGACAGCGAAGAAGAGACGUGCCCCCAGUCUAGAACCGCGUGCCGCUCAUAGUUUGCCCGUAGAGGGCCACCUCCCUAGGUCACAGAACCCAGACGACCACGAGGACGAAGAAGCCGCGUUCUUAGCUGCUGCAGAAGGACCGAGAGGCACAGGAGUCCAGCCAGAGGAUAAUGCGAUGGGUGCAUCAAGUCAAACCCCAGCUCACUCAGGAGCGAUGAGCGAGGGCAUUAUGACAGCAUUAGCCAAGCUUAGGGAAGAAAAUAACUGAUAUACAGUAAUCAUCUUACUGGGCAUCUUGAUCCCAGUGCUUACUAUAAUCCUUUUCACUUAAUUACAGGAUGCAAUUUGUGUCUUGAGACUUAUACUCUCAC